Elaeis guineensis (African oil palm) is the source of this 3017-nucleotide messenger RNA. RefSeq names its product sugar transport protein 14. The record is from RefSeq and is a predicted model, not a curated record. Gene Ontology annotation, biological process: monosaccharide transmembrane transport. Lineage: Eukaryota; Viridiplantae; Streptophyta; Magnoliopsida; Arecales; Arecaceae. Gene Ontology annotation, cellular component: membrane. Gene Ontology annotation, molecular function: monosaccharide transmembrane transporter activity.
GAAGGCCAUGGCGCACUUCAAACGUGAAAAUACAAACCCAAAGGGUCUUGUAACGUUCCCCCGUCUUCUCUCUCUAUUCUUUCUAGAGAGAGAUGCUCUGAGAAAUUUUUUUUGUCCCUCUAAUUUCUUGUUCCAAGGCCUUCCGGCAGAUCCGUUUCACCGGCGGCCACUUUAAUUCUGGCCGUCGGGCACCCCCUCUUCUUUUCCUCUGUUUCUCUACUCCUCUCUGCUCUGGCACGGGGGCCGGUUGGGAUCCAUGUUCAACCCCCAACAUCCCUCUCUCUCUCUCCCUCUUCCCAUGCCUCUCUCUCUUCCCUCUUUUUUCCUCAUUGUCGGACUCUCUCCCGGUGCUACUACUGGUUCUUCCCUUCUUCGAGCAGCUGUCGGCCACCCCUGUUCUCUUCCCUUCAGACAGUCGGCGCCAGGCCCCUCUCCCUCCCCCUCUUCUCCUUCUUCUGUCCCUUCAUGUCCCGUCUUCUCCCUCCCUUCCCAGCGAAGGAUCUCUUACUUCGAUGGAUGAUGGUCGGCGGAAGGCCUAGUCCCCCUCUCUCUCUCACUCUCUUUCUCCCUCUUCGUCGGUCCCUUUCGGUGGUGCACCCGCCUUCUCUCUCUUCUCUCUUCGGCAGGUCUCUCCCUCUAGCGGAUGAUGGAUGGCAAAAAGCCAAGCCUCCCUCUCUCUCUCUCCCACUUCGCUGGUCUCUUUCGGUGGUGGACCAGCUUUGCCAUUUUUCGUGGGACGUCACUAGACUUUUCUCGUCUGAAUCCGCGAAUAUCUUCUCCCUUCUCUCCGACUUCUGCAGGGCAUCACAGGCCGUUACCGAGACGUUGCCGGCUUUUUCUAGCGGGGCGUCUCCCUUCUUAUCUCUGGUUGGGCCCCUUGUCCUCCUCUCUUUCUCUCUUCUUCCUUUCUCCGGCCUUAUGUAUCUCUUUAUCCUCAGUUAGGAUCUCCCUCCGCUAGUUGGGCCCCUGAUCUCUGUCCUUCCCUCUCUCUCUCCCCUUGCUCCUCUGUCUCUCUCCCCCUUUCUCUCUUUUCGUGCUGUCGGACUCCCUUCAUCUCCUCUCUCUGGCCGAAAAAAUCGUGGCUUCGGACUGCUUCUCCUCUCUUUCGACGGCGAGAUAGGUGCCCUCGUACUCCAGUGGUUCUCGAGUGAUGGCUUUUCCUUUUGUUCUGUGGACCUCGUUGGCAUCAGACUAUUCUCUUUUCUUUCGAUGUCAGGAUCUGGGCACUCGUCGGUCCGAGUCAACUAUGGAUUUUCUCUUUCUUCUAGUCAUCAGUAUCUGCUCUUCCCCAAUUGCCCACUUCCUCCCCGACCGCCUGAUUUCUUACCUCUUUGAGCUGCUAGCGUUGUCGAGGGCAAAGGCGAAACGGCCGUCCAUGGCUACGUUGGAUAGAGGUGGAGUUACUUCCAUGGAUGAUUUCUUAAAGCACUUCUUCCCCAGUGUGUACCGAAGGAAACAAGCACAUCUACAUGAAACUGACUACUGCAAAUAUGACAAUCAAAUUCUUACUCUCUUCACAUCUUCCCUCUAUUUUGCGGGCCUCGUCUCUACCUUUGGGGCCUCAUAUGUCACCAGGAAAUAUGGAAGAAGGAUCAGCAUCAUGGGUGGUGCAGUCAGCUUCUUUCUUGGUGGUGCUGUCAAUGCGGGAGCUGUUAAUGUCCUAAUGCUGAUCAUUGGCCGAAUUCUCCUCGGAGUUGGCAUUGGUUUUGGAAAUCAGGCAGUACCCCUCUACCUCUCUGAGAUAGCACCACCGAAGAUCCGAGGAGCAGUUAACCAGUUGUUCCAACUGACUACUUGCUUGGGAAUUUUGGUUGCUGACAUUAUCAACUACUUCACAGACAAGCUCCACCCAUGGGGUUGGAGACUAUCUCUUGGACUAGCCAUGGUGCCUGCAACUCUUAUGUUUAUUGGAGGGAUUUUUCUUCCUGAAACCCCGAACAGCCUCGUCGAACAAGGAAAGCUAGAUAAAGCAAGAAAUAUUCUGGAGAAAGUGAGGGGUACUCAUAAGGUGGAUGCAGAAUUUGAGGACCUCAAGGAGGCUAGUGAGGCAGCCCGAGCAGUCAAGCACCCAUUCAGAAACCUCCUCAAGCCAAAGAACCGUCCACAGCUUAUAAUAGGAGCACUUGGAAUCCCUGCAUUCCAGCAGCUCUCUGGCAUGAACUCCAUUUUGUUCUAUGCUCCUGUGAUCUUCCAAAGCUUGGGUAUGGGAUCAGGGACUUCCCUGUACUCAUCCAUUAUAACAAGCUCAAUGCUUGUGCUUGGUGCACUUGUUUCAAUGUCAGUUGUUGAUAGAUUGGGAAGGAGAUUUCUGUUCAUCGAAGCUGGUAUUCAAAUGAUUAGCUCAAUGGUGGUUGUUGCUGUUACUCUUGCACUAAAAUUUGGUCGGGGGGUGACGCUCCCAAAAGAUUUGGCUAUCAUCCUCGUGGUCGCGAUCUGCACAUUUGUCGUGGCUUAUGGAUGGUCCUGGGGGCCUCUUGGUUGGUUGGUCCCCAGUGAGAUCUUCCCACUGGAGACAAGAUCGGCAGGUCAAAGCAUGGUGGUUUGUGUCAACCUCUUCUUCACAGCUGCAAUCGCACAGUGCUUCCUUGCUAUGCUAUGCCAUUUAAGAUAUGGAGUCUUCAUCCUAUUUGCUGGCUUGAUUGUGAUUAUGUCCUUGUUCAUCAUCCUACUCCUGCCGGAGACAAAGCAAGUGCCCAUUGAGGAGAUGUCUCGUCUGUGGGAGAAGCAUUGGUUUUGGAAGAGCAUUGUGUGCCCACCUGAUUCAGGGAAUGACGAUCAAAAGCAACAGGAAACCAAGGCGGCAACAGUCGUUUAGCUGCAUCUCAUGUUCUUUAGAUACGCUGAAUCUUUGCUAGAUUUUAUGUUAUCAUUUGAUUAGUGGACGGUUCUUCUCUUUGUAAUUGCAUGGAAAGCAACAAUAAGUGUAGAGUAAGUUUGCUUCAGUGCAUUCUUCAUAGUGAUAUGUUGGUUGCUGAUAGUUAACUUGCUGGUAGUGAAUCUUUAUGAUUGUUGGCAAA